UUGUAUGAGCGUCGCUGUAUCGACGUAUAUUCGGUUGUUCAGUUUUGCUGAUUAUUUUACGCUGAAAUUUUAAGAAAAGGCCAGUAUAUUGUGCUUGAUCCGUAAAGAUCACAAAAACAUCUGUAGUUAAACAUAUUUUUUCAAUAUCAUUACAAAAACAUCCGCUUAACUAAUUAGUAACAAGACUGAAGUUUGAAUACAUUGUGUUAUCCACUUAUCCACAGCAAGCUCUUACGUUGCACCUGCCUUUAUAAUGGCUAUACAUCUUCUAUAAACUAUAAUUAAGGUGCAGAAUAAUAAUGGAUAACAGUUCAAGAGUACAAUUGGUGUCUGAGGACUUGAGCGUGUGCCGCGUCUGUUUGACCACUAGCAAUAAGCUUUAUAGCAUUCCUGAUGGGCUUGAAGAGCAUUUCAUACAGCUGAUGGGCGUGGAGUACUCGGAUGACGAUGGGUUGCCCCAGUACCUAUGCCCAUGUUGCCGGGCGCAGCUCCUGAGGUUUGCUGAUCUCCGCGCUCGCUGCCAACGCUCACAGGCCCUGCUUAGGGAGAUGCUGAAACAGCUAACUUUUCUUUCAACAGACGACAUACUCUCAAUAGACAGAAAUUAUCACAAACUAGCUCUAAACUUGGUAACACUUAGCGUUUACUCAUUCAGCUCACUUGAAAAAAAGACUAACACACAACCUGAGGAAAUUUGCGAAGACUCAUUUGAUGACAGGGAUGAAUUGCCUGAAACUGAUAUAGAAAUUAAAGAUGAACCCACAGAUCCCUUAAAUAACGUUACAAAUAACAUUGAAGAGACAGUUAAUCUAAGUAAUAAUCUAGAAACGCCCAAACAAUUAGUUGUAGAAAUUGACGGUUUAAACCUAGGUCAAAUCUCCGUUAAAAACUUAGAAACAGUGAAGGAAUCCAAAAGGAAAUCUAAAAAGGAGGAUAAAGAAGUGAAAACUAAGAGGAUAUCAAAUCUGCUUCGUUUUGUAGCUGGAAAAAAGAGAAACGCUAAGCCAUUGACAAAAUGGCAGCUGCAACUGCGAAGAGCGGAGAAUAAUUUUUUGCCAAACUUUGACCACGCUGAGUUUGAGUCGAAGCAUGAUUGUAAGUUGAAGAUACUGACGAUGGAAGAGCAGCUCCAGGAGAUAGAGGAACGGAAGCAGAGCAGUAAUUAUUUGAAUCUGGAUUAUAAGUGUGAGCAGUGCGGGCGGGGGUUUGAGUUUGAGCAGCCUUUUAAGAAUCAUAUGGCCAAGCAUGACCCGAAUAUCGGUCCAUUCGAGUGCGACGUGUGUCACAUAUACUUCCGCACGCAGUAUCUGCGUCACCGCCACCUCGACUACCACAAGAUGAUGUUCAGCUGCAAUCUGUGCGGAUUCAUCACACGCGCCAAACAUUUGGCGCGGAACCAUUAUCUCAUGCACACUGGAAAGGUGUUCGAAUGCAAGCAGUGUGAAGCCACUUUCACGAAAAGCACCUCAUACUACGGGCACGUGCGCCUCAACCACCCAUCGAAGGACCAUGUGUGCGGGAUCUGCGGGGACUCCUUCAUCGGAGCCCUGGGGCUACGCCACCAUCACGCGAAGGCACAUAAAGAGUUAUCGAAGUCAAAGUUGUCUUGCGAGUCGUGCGGCGUACAGUUCGCGAGCUCCGAGGCUAUGAGCAGACACACGGACGGACGGACACACUGCGACGCGUCCUUAAAAGCGUGCGUGGAGUGCGGCGCGGUGUUCGACGCGGAGGAGGCGCUGGCGGCGCACGCGCGCACUCACCACGAGUUCUGCUGCGAGGAGUGCGACCAAUCGUUCGUGAGCGCCAGUUCGCUGGAGACACACCACCAGCGCAUACACCUGCGCAUCAAGUGGCCGGCGUACGGACGGACGAGGGAGAUGAAUAAGGAAUAUUAUAGAAAGAUAAAAGAGAGGACGCGACUUCGAGCCCAGGUUGUCUGUGAAAUAUGCGGAGCGAAACUCAUGUCUAACGCGGCCCUGGAGAGGCACCAACUCGGGCAGUGUAAGCGAGAGAAAAGUAGCAAGUCGUACAAGUGUCCCUCCUGCGACAAGAUGUGCGCCACGAGGCAGGGGCUGCAGCUACACGUGACGCUACACACGGGGGAGAAGCCGCACAAAUGCUCGCAGUGCCCGCAACAGUUCAGGCAGGCGGGCGCGCUCAAGCGGCAUCACGCGACGGUAAGUUCAGAUAGACAGACAGACAGACCAGCACUACGUAUAUAGUCUAUAUACAGCUUCACGUGACGCUACACACGGGGGAGAAGCCGCACAAAUGCUCGCAGUGCCCGCAACAGUUCAGGCAGGCGGGCGCGCUCAAGCGGCAUCACGCGACGGUAAGUUCAGAUAGACAGACAGACAGACCAGCACUACGUAUAUAGUCUAUAUACAGCUUCACGUGACGCUACACACGGGGGAGAAGCCGCACAAAUGCUCGCAGUGCCCGCAACAGUUCAGGCAGGCGGGCGCGCUCAAGCGGCAUCACGCGACGGUAAGUUCAGAUAGACAGACAGACAGACCAGCACUACGUAUAUAGUCUAUAUACAGCUUCACGUGACGCUACACACGGGGGAGAAGCCGCACAAAUGCUCGCAGUGCCCGCAACAGUUCAGGCAGGCGGGCGCGCUCAAGCGGCAUCACGCGACGGUAAGUUCAGAUAGACAGACAGACAGACCAGCACUACGUAUAUAGUCUAUAUACAGCUUCACGUGACGCUACACACGGGGGAGAAGCCGCACAAAUGCUCGCAGUGCCCGCAACAGUUCAGGCAGGCGGGCGCGCUCAAGCGGCAUCACGCGACGGUGCACCUGGGCAUCGACACGCGCGUGCAGUGCGCGCAGUGCGGCAAAUACUUCUCCACGCCAUCUACGCGGAAACUGCACGUGAACACAGUGCAUCUACGUUUGCCGCCGCCCAAGCGACGGCGGCAGAAGGAAUGAGAAUCAAAAAUAUUUGAAACUAUUACUGGAAUCCAUUAUUCGUAUAUGUCUUUCCAAGGGUCUCUAUUGUUUGACAUAAUUAUUGAAAGUCAUAAAUC
Cydia strobilella is the source of this 3033-nucleotide messenger RNA. RefSeq names its product zinc finger protein 528-like. The coding region runs from base 300 to 2222 and encodes 640 amino acids. The transcript has 13 exons. Gene Ontology annotation, molecular function: zinc ion binding; chromatin insulator sequence binding. Gene Ontology annotation, cellular component: nucleus; chromosome. The record is from RefSeq and is a predicted model, not a curated record. Lineage: Eukaryota; Metazoa; Arthropoda; Insecta; Lepidoptera; Tortricidae. Gene Ontology annotation, biological process: regulation of transcription by RNA polymerase II.